AUGCCACCGCCUGGACCUCAGACGGAGACAAAGAAGAGGAGGCCAGGGUGUGAUGUGAGUGCUGUCUUCCCAAACAAGAAAGAAAUGCCCGUGAGAUUGACCCAGGUGCUUUGCUCCUUUCCCAGGGAUGCCGGUCGAGGCGACACCAAGGAGCAGUGCUCCCAGUGUGUUAAGAGAGGCCAGCCCUGCGUGCGAGGAAUCAGGGUCCGGUUCCGUCACACGUACAAUCCGGGCCUGGACCAGAGCCAGUAUACCUUCACCUCGGACCAGACGUGGUGCAAGACCACCAACAAGAGGAUCAGGUUCGUCGACGAGACCGAGGAGGUGGCCUCGUUCUACGAAGGAGACCUCAGUGACGACGACGAGGAGGGCUUCCAGGGCCCCGUACUUUAUCAGGACCCCCCCUCUCCCGAUGCCUCGACCGCACUCAGUCCCACACCUACUAUUCGGCUGCCGGCCUCAAGGUCCGCGCUAUUCCAUGACACCGGCAGUGCCCUUCCUUCGUCAUCGGGCCGCUCUUACUAUGAGCAAGAUGCUGGCUCAAGACACGGCGUCUCAGAACCGAAAGGACCUCGGACGCCCGCCUUGAAUGUCUUCCCCACCCCGUCAUCCUUUCCAUCACCCGAGACCGCACAUUCAAAUAACCCACAUCCACUGUACCCGAAGGUCGACGCGUCUCUCUUGCCACUGAAGAAUGCCCAUGAGGCAGAUCUCAUCUACCGGUUUAGCAUAGGUAUAGCACCACAAUUUGACAUAUGCGACCAGGAAAAGACCUUCGCCUCCGUUCUCCCCAACAAAUCCUCCAUAUGCCCUCUCUUGUAUAAAGCCAUCCUUGCCGUCACUGUCAAGAGUGCCCGGAACGGCCUUGGUGGAUUUCCGUCCGCUGAGGAGGAGGCCUACCUCCGCGACGCCUUUCAGGACUUGGCGCCCGUGCUGAACGGCUGCGUGGUUGGCAUGGUGGAUGAGAGCACAGGCCUGCUGGCCGCUGCUGUCCUGCUCCAGCACCACAUGGUCAUCCAGACACCGAGGGAGAAACCGAUCGCAGAGUCAGACUCUCUUGACAUGAAGCUCAUCCAGUCCAAGCUGGUGCUGGAGCUCGUCGACUUUGUGGGGCAGCCAGUCCUCUGGGCAAGUGUCCGGCAGGCCAUCUACAUGGCCAUCAUGCAUCAGAAGACGCCCAUCCUGUACAGGGAGUGCCUCAAUAUCGACCCGACCAGUACGAGCCCGGGUGAUGAUCGGAGAUGGGCCGCCAGGAUCACCCUCCUUCUCGUGGACGUGAUAUGCUACUGCUUCGGGGAGGACAAGAGCCUGGCCGAGCACAGCGCGCUCGUCGAGUACGCAGAGGAGUGGAUGAAGAACAGGCCUGAGACGUUCAGCCCGGUGUUCAUCUGUAAGGAGGAGGACAGGCCGUUCCCGGAGAUUUUCCUCCUAAACGAACACGCCGUCCUCGGGCUGCAGUACUACCACCUUGUGCGCAUCCUGCUCAUCGCCUAUGACCCGGGCAUACCAAGGCUCGGGCUCGAGCAGAAGGCCGCGGUGCGGUCCAUGGACGAGACGCUCCGCGAGGACGUCAGGAUCGUGUGCGGCAUUGCCGACGCCAUCAGCCAUGUCAACACUGCGCACCUGGCCGCGAGCAUGGCUAUUGCCCUAGCCGGUGACCGCUUCGACGACCCUGAUGAGCAGCAGGCUCUGCUGGAUGUUUUGCUCAGGACGGAGAAGGGGCUAAAUUGGUCGACCCUGCCAGCGCGGGAGGCUCUGAGACAGACUUGA
Molecule: messenger RNA, 1770 nt
Organism: Diaporthe citri
Lineage: Eukaryota; Fungi; Ascomycota; Sordariomycetes; Diaporthales; Diaporthaceae
Exons: 4
Coding region: 1-1770 (589 amino acids)
Biological process (GO): positive regulation of transcription by RNA polymerase II
Cellular component (GO): nucleus
Molecular function (GO): transcription cis-regulatory region binding; DNA-binding transcription factor activity
Source: RefSeq, a predicted model, not a curated record